UCUAGCUAGUUAAAGUUCUGUAAAGUGGCUUCAAGCAUGACAGAAAACGCAAAUUCCCAUAAAUUUAAUGCCGACGAACUGCAACCGUCUUCCUGGCUGAAUAUCCAGUUCAUAAAAGAGGUGCUAAGCGGUUAUGAAAAGGCACCUGAGUUGCAAGUUACAGAUCUGCAAAUAUCCCCGGCAACUGCCCAAGGAGAUCAUUAUGCGAGCGUCAUGUUCCGAACUGUGGCGGAGUACAACACCGAGAAAGGAAGGCACUCUAAAGCACUGAUCGUCAAGACAAUGCCGGAACAGGAAGGUCACAAAAAGGACAUGCUGUCCGAAUCGAACAUCUUUGAAACGGAAAUACUGAUGUACAGCAAGGCUCUGCCCGAGUUCGAGCGGAUUCUGCGGGAGUCCGGGGAUAAUACUAAACUCUAUGUGCCAUGCAUCUAUCACAGCCUGGAGCCGCGAAAAGUAAUGAUAUUCGAGGAUCUGGUGCCGCAGGGAUACACCGUGAUCCGAGAUCGUCCAGCCACCAAAGAGGAACUGAAGAAAGCCUUCACCAAAUUGGCCAAGUGGCAUGCAGUCAGCAUGAAAGUUAUAGAUGAGCAACCUGACUUCCUGGAGGAAUUCAAAUAUGGUAUGUGGGAUAUGUCCACCUUCUUGACCGAUCCCAUGGUGACUACUGGGCUGCCCUGCUUCCUUGAAAUGCUGGACCAAGUUCCCGAGCUCACAAAGUACAAGCCGCAUUUUGAUAAAAUAAAUAGUAACUACAUGCAGCGGAUGAGUGAAAUAAUGCUGGAGUACCGCUCCAAUCCGCAAUUGAACAGGUACUACGUGCUGUGCCACGGCGACUUUCAUCUUCGAAACAUGAUGUUUAAGAAUAACAAGGAGACUGGAGCCUCUGAAGACGUGAUGCUGGUGGAUUUUCAGAUCAGCAACAUUUGUCCUAUUACCGUCGACCUAACUUACUCCGUCUACAUGCUAAUGGAAUGGCAGGAGCGCUGCGACCUUGGAAAGGACUUAAUCGACUAUUAUCUCUCUGUUUUGCUGGAGACUCUGAACAAAGUGGGUUACAAAGGCGAGUAUCCCACGCAGAGUGGACUUUGGGAGCACAUUCAUGGUCAUAAAUACUAUGACUUUUUCCUGUUAACCUCCUUUCUGCCUAUGAUAGUCGCCAUCAAAACGAACAGUAUCAAAAUGACUGACUUAAUUUUGGAUCCGGAAAUAAAACAAAAGACUUACUUCUUAGAUGAUUACCUCAAAGAAGUAAAGACGCUUUUGCCUAAAUUCGAAAAAAUGGGAUAUUUUAAUAAUUUAUAAAACAAUAAGAAAUUAAAAACUUGUAUCAAUUAUAUACAUAAAAUUUGUUGUAAUUAUGAAAAGAUGAUUUUUAAAAGAUAUAAGUUCUACGUUAAAUUCAAAUUCAUUUGCAAUGAGCUUUGGAGGUUCUAUAAACUUUUCAAGAACAUUGUCAGUCGUAAUCAAUAUUGGCUUUAAAGUAACAUAGUAGUUGUAUUUCUAAAGCUUUUAGUUAAAACUGAUUGUCAUGCUUACUGAGCAAACAAUAAACAAUUUUUGUGGUGACUAUAUUAUUUACCUGUUUGCAAUAAAAAAUGUUUUGAAUAAAUAUCGAUUUCCCACUAAAA
Molecule: messenger RNA, 1631 nt
Organism: Drosophila rhopaloa
Lineage: Eukaryota; Metazoa; Arthropoda; Insecta; Diptera; Drosophilidae
Exons: 3
Coding region: 37-1305 (422 amino acids)
Source: RefSeq, a predicted model, not a curated record